Notothenia coriiceps (black rockcod) is the source of this 3628-nucleotide messenger RNA. Its product is annotated as zinc finger protein DPF3-like. NCBI's taxonomy places the organism in Eukaryota, Metazoa, Chordata, Actinopteri, Perciformes, Nototheniidae. Gene Ontology annotation, cellular component: nucleus. Bases 31 to 1077 code for a protein of 348 amino acids. The transcript is spliced from 11 exons. The record is from RefSeq and is a predicted model, not a curated record.
GACGCCGAUAUUGCGUUACAUUGUAGCAAAAUGGCGGCUGUCAUUCAGAAUCCACUAAAAGCGUUGGGCGACCAGUUCUACAAGGACGCCAUCGAGCAGUGCCGCAGCUACAAUGCUCGCCUGUGCGCUGAACGCAGCGUCCGCCUGCCAUUUCUGGACUCACAAACCGGCGUGGCCCAGAACAACUGCUACAUCUGGAUGGAGCGACACCACCGCAGCCCCGGGGUCGCAGCCGGGCAGAUGUACACAUACCCCGCCCGUUGCUGGAGAAAGAAGAGACGGCUGCACAACGCCACGGACCCCGGCCUGGGCAUCUACGGUCUGAAGAUCGAAGGCGGCAUCAUGUCCAAGGAUAGCCUGCCCGCCCAGAGCACCACGCUGGAGGCUCUGCUGCGAGGAGGGGGGCUAGAGAAGAGGAACAGCUCUAAGAACGACGAGGACAGCCUGCUGGAGAUCCAGAGGGUCCUGGAGGCCGACGCAGCAGAAGAUGCUUUUAAUGAAGAUGACGACUUUGUGGUGGACGCUCCCAAGAAAAGACAUCGGGGCAAAGGAAGAGGUCGGGGUUCAGGCCGCAAGAAGGCAGAAGUGGAUGAAGACAAGCCAUACGUCUGUGACAACAGAUACAAACAGAAGCAGAACUCAAAGUCUUCGGCAGCAGUGUGUGCAAACAAGCGCUACAGGAACCGUACAGGGCUCAGCUACCACUACACCAAUUCCCACCUGGCAGAGGAGGGCAGGGCGGGGGAGAGGAGCUCCGUGGCGUCGAAAUCUCCCGCUGCACAACAGACUGACAGACACAAACGUCCAAAGGGUCCAAGUGGGACCAGCAUUCCCAACAACUACUGUAAUAAAUGCCAGGGCUCCAUCAAGAAAACGGGUAAAUCCGGGUCCCCCUACUCAACCUGCCAAUGCAAAACUGACCGCGGAGCAGAGAAGGAAGACGGGACUUUCACUGGAGCGGAGGAGCUGUUCGGCACCACCUCGGAGAGCGACACCUCCACCUUUCACGGCUUCGAGGACGACGACCUGGAAGAGCCCGCCACAAACAGCAAUGGAAUAUCAAAGCGACACAGAUAGAGAGAACAUUUCAGAAUUCGAAGAGACACUUUUUUUAUAUGGAUUAACCUCUGGCAAAAACCUGCUGCUUCUUUUUCAAUGUUUUUUUGUUUGCAGAAAGCACAAAGUGGUCAUUUCAGGACCGAAAUGCAAGUGGUAUUUUAUCUACUGAACAUUGUUGAAUAAUUUAUGAACACCUUUUUAUAUAUAAAUAUAUAUUAACUUUCAAGGCUAUGAACGACUGUCAGUGUUUCUGGACAAGUGUCUCCAUGCAAAACUGAAGAUUUGGAGGGCUCUUUUUCCCCUUCACUGGAGCAGAACACACGUUGUGAACAAAAACAAAAAACACUGGAGAAUUUGAACAAGUGAAAAAUGUAAAAGCUUAAAUGAUUUACAUUACGUUUGGGGAAAUGACUGAAUGUCAUUGCAGACCCGUACUUGAGCUACUGGGUGUUUUGAAUCAGUAGUGUGACUUUGAAGGUCUCAGCUUUGCUCUAACUCUGGAUUAAACUUGUGUGAAAAUGAAGGAACCAAUAAACGGAUUGCUACCGGCCACUGGAGAUGUUUGCAGAAGAAGAAUCCUUUAAAAUAUAGUCUUACAGAUACAGAGGACAUCAACAUAUGAAAGGAGCACUCAGCACAUUGGCUUGUGGCCCAGAGGCGGGGGUGACCAGUGAAGAAGACGGUUUAACUCUGGAGAAAACUAAUGAGCCCCGGUGUCCCUUCAUAUUUGGGCCUACAAUAACUGACUGAAUCAUGUGAACAGACAUCCGGCACUUCUACAGGCCAUGUGGCUCAAUUAAAGCAACUGCUCCCUUGACCAUAUGUAUCGAUCCUUCUGGAAAUUUGAAAUGCGAGUAGUUCCAGCUUCAUUUCAUCCUUUUCCUGCACUGUGCUGGAGCUCCACUGAGCUAUGGGAACACUAAAGGCCCGGCCUCUGGACUGCGGGUGCAUCUGGGGCCCAGCCGAGUCCCCGCCCCCCUCUGUGUCUGCCGUGUGUUCCCAUGUGACACUAAGACGUCAUUAUCCUCAUCACUGUGCCAGCCUGCCGCUCUGCACUGGAAACCAGCUCUGACAGCCAUGACCCUCCAACCUGAUUGGACCAGUGACCCCCUGACCCCCCCCCCCCAGCCAUAGACAUGGUGCUCAAAUCCACCACUAUUACAUGCAGACCUCUGGACUACUGUAUUAAUACCCUGACAUGGACGCUAAGGUUUCUAAUCUUUCUGCCUCUUGUUGCUCUAUAUUUCCUGGGCCUUCUCCAAUCUCAUUCUCAAUAAUUUAGCUUCUUUUUAUUUUCAUCUUUUCUCUGUUGUAUACUAUUUCUAUGUUUUGAAUUCUUUAAAGUUUGAUUAGAAUGACUUCUGGGGUUUGUUCAGACUGUAUUGAUACCUCUGUCCUGAUCAGGUGCACAAUAGCCACAACUACUCAGGCAUCUUUCAUUUCCUCUGCUGUUGAUUGUUCAGCCACUCUGCCCUGAUGUAUGUGAUUGUAUUCAGUUGGCAUGGAAGGACAAUAAGGCCACACAAAGAUGAUCCCAUCGUGAUCACCUCCCGGGAUGCUGCAGUGUCAUGCUUUACAGAAAUAAUCCCAAUAACAUGCUUCAACUUGACUGCUCUCUACUGAUUUUACCUGUCGUCACUCACCAUGCAAAACCUCUUUUCUGAUUGAUAUCAACAGUCUCAGCAGAUUGUGACAGCAGUGAGAAUCGUUCCUCAGAUGAAUUGAAAUACAUUAUUGUUGCUAGAGGGACAUUACUCAGCUCGGAUCAUAGCGAGUGAAAACCGUAAAUCCAAGUUAUGUGACAUUUCCGUUGAGUGCUUGAGAGGGCCUAAUUGCUUUAUGACAUUUAGAAGGUGCUUGCAGUGCUGUAUCAAAAAGCCUUUUAGGUCCCUAGGUUGCACACACUGUGUAAGAGGUCUGUGUCCUUCCAAGUGAUUAUUCAGUAUCGCUGCAAUGUUUUAAUAGCCGCUCCAUUUUUUUUAAGCGAACCAUUGGUCCUAUGUGUCCAUUGUGACUUGCGUAAGUGCUCGUGCAUUCAAACCAUCUUUCUCCACUUCCCUCAGGGACCCUCCACACAACAGUGUAUCUCCUCUGGACAAAGAAAGGAUCUGACGUUAUCUCUUCUCUUGUGUCAGUUAUGUGGUGUUUCCACAGUUGAAAUGGGUCAUUGUGUCUUUUUAUCUUCCAAAGUCAUGCCAGUAAAAGUGAAAGCAUGUGUUCAUAAAUCAUAAUCUGCUUAAUGUUACCUACCGUAUAUGAACAGGACGAGUGUGGUGCAGUUCUGAACAAAAGGAGAAGCUCCUAAAUGCAAAAGUCAGUGAUGUCGGCUUGGAAAUACAAGUCACCAAUCAUUGAAUAGCCCGUAUACCUCGUCAAAGACACAGCAAUAGGCCCUGGUGCUCCGGCUGAAGAGGGAGGAUCAGGGUGGGAACGGAGCCAAGAGGAGAUGAAAUGGACAUGACUGGGCGUUUGUUUCAUCUUCAGCUGUAAAUACGAGUCGAAACGGAGAGAAUGAAGAAGUCUUUGUUUGUUAAACUAUUUUUAUUGUUCUGAAAAAAUAAAGAAUGAA